AUGUUGACGGAAAGAAGAAGUCAAACAGCAACGCGGCUGCCGGAGAGCAGCAGCAGCAGCAGCAGCAGCAGCAGCAGCAGGAAGAGCUGCUGCUGCAGCGCGACGGACUCGGUGCUGGCUGCGCUGCGCAGCAAGCGCAUGCAGGACAAGUGCUGCUGCGCACUGGAAGAAGCAAAAGAGCUGCUGCUGCUGCUGUGGGGCCAGCUGCUGCUGCUGCUGCAGCAGCUGCUGCGGUGUAUCGACAGCGUGGCCCCCAGCAAGCUCUCCGGAUUCGCUUCUUCCGAGAAGUUUCACUUCUUUAAAAAGGACUUUCGAAUUCUAAUUGCUUCUCCGCUUUUCUGGCUGCUGCUGCUGCUCGCCAGCCUUUCUGCUGCUGCUGCUGCAGUCCCCGCGCUGCUCUGGGCUGCUGCUGCUCCGCUGCUGCUGCCCUUCACCGACUUCGUCACUUUUUGCUGCUCUCCAAAUGAAAAGAAAUUCAAAAAUAAAGUCAUUUGGGUCACUGGAGGCACGAGCGGGAUCGGGUUGGCGCUGUGUCAGCAGCUGUCUGUACACCCCGUGAAAGGACUCAUCAUCACCGGGCGUUCUUUUGCAAAAUUAGAAAAAGCAAAAAAAGAAAUUUUGGACUUUUGCAAAACUCACAAAGGUUCUUUGCAGGAGCAGGACUUGCUGCUGCUGCCCCUCGACCUUUCCAAGGGGCUCAGGCCCGACCCCCAGCAGCAGCAGCAGCAGCAGCAGCAGCAGCAGCAGCAGCAGCAGCAGCAGGAGGAUCCUUGGCAGCGCACCGUCGAUCAGGCAAUCAACUGGAGGGGCGGCGUCGACAUUCUCUUCAACAACGCGGGCCGCAUUGCCAUAGGUUGCUUCCCGCCGACGGAGACUUUCGCGGAAGUCUUCGACGCGAAUUUCCUCUCCGCCGUCAGCAGCAGCAGCAGCAGCAGCAGCAGCAGCAGCAGCAGCAGCAGCAGCAGCAGCAGCGAAGGCGGCGGAGGCGGAGGCGGGGCGGCGGCGGCGGCGGGCGGCGGCGGUGCUGCUGCUGCUGCUGCUGCAGCAGCCGCAGCGACAAACGGCGAACCGCAGCAGCUGCAGCAGCAGCAGCAGCAGCAGCAGCAGCAGCAGCAGCAGCAGCAGCAGCAGCAGGUUUGUGUGUGCGCGCAGCUUACUUUGGCUUUGGAGGAUUUAAUGCUUAUGCCACCAGCAAAGCAGCUCUUUUGUCCUUCACCAAUUUGCUGCGCCGUAAGAUUUAUUUAUUUUUAA
Messenger RNA from Eimeria necatrix, 1251 nucleotides. Its product is annotated as oxidoreductase, putative. Lineage: Eukaryota; Apicomplexa; Conoidasida; Eucoccidiorida; Eimeriidae. Bases 1 to 1251 code for a protein of 416 amino acids. The record is from RefSeq and is a predicted model, not a curated record. The transcript has 4 exons.